AUGGUCAUCGCUUCCCAGAUCGGUCGAAUUGCUGCCGGCUCUGCCGCCGCCGCCGGUACCUUCGUCAUGGCUAACAAGGCCAAGGCUGAGGAGCCCGUCGCCGCUCUUGAUAGCUACCCACCAAAUGGCCUUUCUGCUGGUGUUAAGACUCUCCCUGCCUGGAUCCAGAAAGGCUGUGGAAGCACCGAGUACAUCUGCCCGGAGCGCGGGGCCACCUUCUCUGCUGACAACCCACCCGCUAAGCUUCCUGAUCUCUCUCACCACAAUUCUUUCUUCGCCGAAACUAUGCGAGCCAACCCCAAGCUUUGGGACGAGCUCAAGAACAAGACCACUUCCCUUGGUGUCAAGUUCUCCCACUGCAUCAAGACCGGUGUUGACAACAAGGGUCACCCCAUGAUCAAGACCGUCGGAGCCGUUGCUGGUGAUGAGGAAUCUUACAAGCUUUUCGCCCCCUUCUUCGACCCCGUCAUCAGCGCCCGCCACAACGGCUACGCUGCCGACGCCGUCCACCCCACCGACUUGGACGUCCGAAAGCUCUCCAAGACUCCCGUCGAUCCCACUGGCAAGUACGUCCUCACUUCUCGAUGCCGAACUGGCCGAUCUGUCCGAGGCACUCGACUUCCUCCCUGCACUACCUUCCAGGAGCGACGAGAAGUCGAGCGAGUCGUCGUCAAGUCUCUUCUUUCUAUGACUGGCGAUCUUGCUGGUGACUACUUCCCCCUUGCUGGUUCUCGAUCCUACGCUCCCAAGCCAAACGGCAUGACCCACGAGAAGGAAGAAGCCCUCCGAUCCGCUGGAAACCUCUUCCAGGAGCCCGACUCCACCCUCCUCCUCUCUUCCGGCUGCGGCCGACACUGGCCUGAUGCCCGAGGUAUCUUCCACAACAACGACCAGAACCUCUUCGUCUGGGUCAACGAAGAAGAUCAGAUGCGAAUCGUCUCCAUGGAGAAGGGCGACAACGUCAAGCGAAUCAUCGAGCGAUUCGCCAAGGCCACCACUGAGAUUCAGAAGUGCUUGAAGAACGAGGGCUACGACUUCAUGCACUCCGAGCAUUUGGGAUGGAUCCUUACUUGCCCAUCCAACCUUGGAACUGGUCUCCGAGCCGGCGCCAUGGUCAAGGUCCCACACUUCUCUUCCCGACCUGAUUUCAAGAAGGUUCUCGGCCGAAUGGGUCUCCAGGCCCGAGGUACCGCUGGUGUCGACUCCGCCUCCACUGGCGGCACCUGGGACAUCUCCAACGCUGAUCGACUUGGCAAGUCCGAAAUCGAGCUCGUCAACAUCUUCAUCGAAGGUGUCUCCCAGAUCAUCCGAUGGGAACAGGCCCUCGAGCAGGGACAGAACAUCGACGCUGAAGUCGCUGCUAUCGGUCUCCCCAAGACUGUCACCAUUGAGGUUCCAUUCUCUUCCACCCGAGGCAUGAAGCUCGACUAA
Oikopleura dioica is the source of this 1431-nucleotide messenger RNA. NCBI's taxonomy places the organism in Eukaryota, Metazoa, Chordata, Appendicularia, Copelata, Oikopleuridae. The record is from the annotation of a GenBank genome assembly.